Oryctolagus cuniculus (rabbit) is the source of this 5129-nucleotide messenger RNA. RefSeq names its product TNF superfamily member 8 (gene TNFSF8). Gene Ontology annotation, biological process: CD8-positive, alpha-beta T cell differentiation; immune response. Lineage: Eukaryota; Metazoa; Chordata; Mammalia; Lagomorpha; Leporidae. Gene Ontology annotation, cellular component: membrane. Gene Ontology annotation, molecular function: tumor necrosis factor receptor binding. The record is from RefSeq and is a predicted model, not a curated record.
CCUCUGAGGCACGGCCUCGCCAAAGCCAAGGAGUCACUCGUGCAGCAGGAAGCAGUUUGGGGGCUGAGUCUCAGGAAGCAGAAGUCAUUUUUUCGCACACACAGACACACACAGGCGUAGGGGGAACCGUCACUUUCCUCCACACCCUCUGACAUCAGCCACCUUCUCUGUAGCAGCAGUGUCUCUGCACUCAAAUUAAUCCCAGGCUAUGAAAAAUGAGCCUCUCCCCCACCCUUGCGGCCGCCUUUCGCCUCACGCCCCCAGAGAGCAGUUUCUGGGCCAGGCAGCAGCCGGUGAAGCUUUUUUUCCAAGUCACGUGAUCCAGGAUGCAGGGGGAGAAUCCUUCUUGGAACAGAGAUGAGCCCAGAACCGAGUCAGAUGAAGAGAGAUAAGGUGUGAUGUGGGGAAGAUUAUAUAAAGCAUGGAGCCAGGGCUGCAGCAGGCACUCCAGCGAGGGCCCCCUUCCGCAGAGGCGGCCAUGCACGUGCCCGCCGGCCCUGCAGCCGGCCCCUGGGGACCCAGGAGCCGCAGCUACUUCUGCUUCACCACAGCCUUGCUGGCUCUGUGCCUUGUCUUCACCGUGGCAACCUUCAUGGUACUGGUCGUUCGCAGAGCGGACUCCAUUCCCAACCCACCUGACAACUUCCCCCUUAAAGGAGGAAACUGCUCCGAAGACCUCUUAUGUAUCCUUAAAAGGGCCCCAUUCAAGAAGUCAUGGGCGUACCUCCAAGUGUCCAAGCAUCUCAACAGCACCAGGUUGUCUUGGAACAAAGAUGGCAUUGUCCAUGGAGUCACAUACCAUGACGGGAAGCUGGUGAUCCAGUUCCCAGGUUGGUACUUCAUCAUUUGCCAACUGCAGUUUCUUGUGCAAUGUUCAAACCAUUCAGUGGACCUGAAGUUGGAGCUUCUCGUCAACAAAGAGGUCAAAAGAGAAGCCCUGGUGACAGUGUGUGAAUCUGGACUGCCAACCAGAGAGAUAUACCAGAAUCUCUCUCAAUUCUUGUUGGAUUACUUGCAGGUCAAUGCCACCAUAUCAGUGAUGGUAGACAAAUUCCAGUAUGUGGAUACCAACACCUUUCCUCUUGAAAAUGUGCUGUCCAUCUUCUUAUAUAGCAGUUAAGAGCAAACAGUUCUCUUGGCCUUCAGGAAGAAAACAACUCUCUAUCAUACAGUAUUUCAUCUACCCAAAUACUUGGGCAAACAAAACUUUUAGACCAACUCUGAAACUGCAUGUUAAAUUGCACAUUUCUCCUUCUGUCUCUUGGGAAGAUACAGCUCUAGGGUUAAAAAGAGUUUUGAGUCAAGAAUCUUUCAGAUAGAAGGCAGGAAAGGAAUGUGGUUGGUAGACAGAGCCCCACCUGGGAAGCAGAGGGAAUGGCUAUAUGGCCUGCCCAACCACUAAUCCACUGGAUGACCUUGAGCCAAUCCUUUCUCUCACUUGAACUCAGGAUCCACGGGAGGCUGGGUAUGAAUCUCUCCAAAGUCUCCUCCAUCUCAUCAAGCUAAGCUUGCAGGCAGGGUUCUAGAAGCACUGAACUACAGGAAGGCACCCAUACCAGUAUAAAACCAAUGGUACCAGGAGCAUCUGGCUGCCUAUCAACUCGACAGAAUGAGACCAUGGGCAUAUAUUCAGGGUGCCCUGAAUAAUGGUGGGAAUUGCAGGAUCUGCAACACAAGCUGACCCUCACGUGGGUAUUUAGAAAACCAUCUGACAAGAUCUGACCCCAUGCCAGUUAAGAAUGACAAUAAGUCAACAGCAGACAGCUUUUGCUUCCUGCCGGGAAAGUGCCGUGCAUUCAGCAAGCAUUCCAUCUGUGUGUCAUGGUCAAGGUGAUGCCGUCAGUCAGGGAACAGCUGUUGCCAUCUCCUGAAUGGUGCAUUUCUGUUCGCUGCCUCCAACACCCCUUAGGAAACCAGUUCUGUGGAGGAGGGCUUUUGUGUUCCCCUAAAACUGUCAAUAGACAAUGAUGACCCUGAGAAUGAUGAGAAGGACUUAUGAACAAGAGCAGCCUCCUCUCCUCAAGAAAGUAGUUGUGAGUCUUCUCCAGCUGCAUCCAACUUGACAUCUCUGUGUCAUCAUGGCAGGAGCCCCUUAUUUGCUGCAGGAUAGUGACAAGGCAUCCGAGUUAAAGGGAAAGCCCCUGAGGUUAGGCAUCAAAAGGAAAAGACGAAUUCUCGACUGCUAUUCCAAAUAAUGCAGCAAAAAUUGCAUUUUCAUCAAGAAGAAAGAAUAGAAAUUCAGCAGUGUUAGAGAAAUGCUGGCAAAGAUUUAAAGGCAAAACCACCAGUUGUGGUAUGGAUGAGAGGGAUGUGGCAAAACAAAGAUGGAUAAGGGAAAACUUUUAAGACAUUUGCUGAGCAACAUGCUACAUCAGGCUCCUCCUAGAUCUCCUCUCUGAAAGAUUCAGUGAAGUCUAUGUGUCUCUUCAUCUUUUCCUGAGAGUAGAUUCUUUGGGAAGAGCAGGCAUUGAAAGAGAAGCUGAUUCAGCAAGCCUACUGGUGAGCAGGCCAAAGGGAGGACUCAAACUUGGAGAGCAAGGGGACUUCUGCAUGUGAAUAACACACCAACUGUGUAGACAAAUGAGAUACCUGAGCCAACUCCUGCAUUAUGGAAAAUGUAUAGACAACCUAAGUGUGUGUAAACUUUUGCAGAUGUGCUAAUAAUAUCUUGCAUUCUAACUUGAGAAAGGUGCCAUUUUCACUGUUCACCAACCAUUCUCUGAACAGAGGGACUCACUUUUGUACCAGGAGUGUUCCUAAACUUGGUGUCUAUCAAGCAAUGUUCAUAAAGCCAGCAUGCAAGGGCACAAGAGGCAUGUCAUUUAAAAGAAUAACAGCAGGGACAGGCAUUUGGCCUAGCAGUUAAAAAUACAGUCAGAACAACUACAUCCCACAUUGGAGUAUUAGGCUCAACUUCCAGCUCUGGCUCUUGAUUCCAGCUUCCUGCUAAGGUGGACCCUGGGAAGCAGUGGUAACCACUAAAGAAGUUAAGUACCUGUCACCCAUGUGAAAGGUCUGAAUUGAGUUCAACUCCCAGCUUUGGCCAGGCCAAGCCUUGACCAUUGUAGGCAUCUGGGGGAGUGAACUGCCAGGGGAGAGUUCACUCAUGCACUCUCUCUCUGUCUCUCUGUGUGUGUGUGUGUGUCUGUCUGUCUGUCAACUUAAAACAAGGUCUACACUAAUUCUGUAAAUAUAAACUGGAAUCCCUUUUUUAAGAAAAGACAGAGAGGUUAAGAAUAAUAAUGUAACACAACAAGAGAGAGUAAUUAUUAAGUCAGCAGACAGAUACACAUAGGGAGUGGAUAAUUCAAGAAGUAUAAACUAAAUCCAGUUACUCUUGAAGGUUAACCAGCCCCUCAUAAUGUUAUGAGCAAAUGACAGCAUUUAUGCCAGGAGAAUAAAUUAUGUAUCUGAUUGGGAACUCAGAAUGCCUAGAAUGCAUGGCUCUUUGAUAAAAACUCAACUUGAGGCCACCAACUCAGCACCCCUUCCUCCCACUCCUCACUCAGCUUCCAGUACCACACACAGGAGAUGUGCAGAACUUGUGGAGGAAAGUGAUCAGUACACUGAUGAAAAAUAACCAGGCAAUGCAGAUUCAAUGUGCUUCUGCCCUUGGAAAAAUCCUGGUGACUUGCUUCUCUACACGUGGUAACUUUGUCUUCACCAGGUCUACCCAUCACCCCCUGAUGCCUCCUGUAACUCCAUUUGAGAAUCCCCUGUUAUACUAAAGAUGGCUCAGAGAAUGGCCCAGUGCCAAAGAUGGUCAGAUGUGAACAGGCACUAAAGGGACAACGUGCUGAAGGAGGAAGGAAAGAAUUUACCAAACCAGACUUCCAGAAUCAUGCUGUCUUGAGGAGCAAAGCUCAUAAAUUAAAAGGUUAGAGAAGUGAGGCAGUGCCAUUGUGGAAUGAUCCUGAGAGAUCAGCUAAGUCCAGUGGAAGUCCUACUGGAUGGAAGUCCAAUAGAGAAAAACACAUCAGGUCCUCCCUGUGGGUGGUAACAGAUACGAACCCAGCCUCCUGACGCCUCUCUGCUGCUUCUCACCAGACUCUGUUGGGUCCUUCCUCUGCCCUUUCUGUAACCGCUCAGGUCACAUCUUUCCAGCCCUACAUCCAGUGACUCCUCUGCUCCAGAGAUCCGAGGAAUCCCAGCAUCCUCUGCUCUUCCCAGCCCCUACCCCAAUCCCAGUCAUUUAUAUGUGAGAUGUAAAUACUCCCAACCUACUACGGAUUUAGUACAUGGUCAAACCACAGAAAAGGGUUAGGGUCCCACAACAUGAAAGUUCUGUCUCUGGGACAGGCAUUUGGCCUAGUGCUUAAGACAUACAUAUCCCACAUCAGAAUACCUGGGCUCCACACCUGGCUCAGGCUCCUGACUACAGCUUCUGGUUGAUGCACACUCUGGGAGACAACAGAUGAUGGUUCGAGGAACUGGGUCCCUGCCACCACAUGGGAGACCUGGACUGAGUUCCUGAUUCCCAACUUUGGCCUCAGCCAUUGUGAGCAUUUGGGGAAUGAAUCAGUGGGUGGGAGAGCACUCUCACUCUCUUUCUCUCUGAUUUUUUUAAAGUUUUGUCUCUGAGAAAUUGCAGAUAUAUAUAAUCUGACUAAUUUUUUCUAAUAAUGUAAAACUUGUUUUAAUUUGAGGUUAUGAAUAUAUGUGCAGGCAUAUGUGUUCAUAUAUGUAUAUGUGUUAAUAUGUAUAUGCAUAUAUAUGUGUAUAUGUUUAUAUACAUAUUUGUAUGUGUGUAUAUGUACAUAUGAGGGUACUUCAAAAAACUUGUGGGAAACAAAUUUAAAACACAAGUUUAUUUUGUACAAAACCCAUUUACAUACAUGCAUGAUGUUUUCACAAUAUAUAUUUUCCAUGAACUUUUUGAAGACUCCUCAUAUACACAUUUUCUCCUAGUAAUUAUUCUACAGAUCAUCUGCUUAACUUGGGGUCAGGGGAAAAAGCUGGAUUCUUGCUGUAAGAAUUAUAAAAUCUAUAUAAAUUUAUAUUUAUUUUUAAAUAUGAAGAGAACAGAAAAUAGUAUUUGUCCAUGCCUUAUCAGCUUAUUUAAUAACUAUUAAUAUUUUUCUAUAUUUGCUUUUGCAUCUUCUAAAAAACAACAUGGUAGAGAGUGAGCU